CUGUGGUUUCAUCGCUUCUCUCGCCAUCCGCCGGCCUUUCCAGGCGUCAGGUAGCUUCUCCACGCCCUCGCCCUCUGCUGCUGAGACCUGCGCCUCUGCGGGGGGCAGUGUGGACCACAGGGGGCCCUGAGGCCGAGAAAUGGAUUCAGUGGCCUUUGAGGAUGUGGCUGUAAACUUUACCCUGGAAGAGUGGGCUCUGCUGGAUCCUUCACAGAAGAAACUCUACAGAGAUGUGAUGCGGGAAACCUUGAAGAACCUGGCCUCAAUAGGAAGAAAAUUGGAAGACCAUAACAUUGGCGAUCAGUACAAAAAUCAGGGAAGAAAUCUAAGACAUAUGGUAGAGAGAGACUGUGAAAGUAAAGAUAGUCAAUGUGGAGAAAACUUCAACCUUAUUUCAAAUCUUAAUCUGAACAAGAAAACUUCUAAAGUAAAACCAUGGGAGUGCAGUGUGUGUGGAAAAGUCUUCAUGAGUCGUUCAUCCCUUAAUAGGCACAUGAGAUCUCACACUGCACCCAAACCAUGCAAGUAUCAGGAAUAUGGAAAGAAACCUUACAAAUGCAAGAUAUGUGGGAAAGCCUUCAGUUAUCUUCAACCUUUUCAAAAACAUGAAAGAAAUCACAGUGUAGAGAAAUCAUAUAAAUGUAAGGAAUGUGGGAAAUCCUUUAGAUAUCGUCAAUCUGUUCGAAAACAUGAACGAACUCACACGGGAGAGAAACCCUAUCAAUGUAAACAAUGUGGGAAAGCCUUUAGAUAUCAUCAAACCUUCCAAACACAUGAAAGAACUCACACAGGAGAGAAACCCUAUGAAUGUAAGCAAUGUGGUAAAGCCCUCAGUUGUCCCAGUUCCUAUCGAAGCCAUGAAAGGACUCAUACUGGAGAAAAACCCUAUGAAUGUAAAAAGUGUAAUAAAGCCUUCAGUUGUCCAAGUUCUCUUCGAAAACAUGAAAGAACUCAUACUGGAGAGAAACCCUAUGACUGUAAGGAAUGUGGGAAAGCCUUUAUUUCUCUCGGAAGCUUUCAAAGACACAUGAUAACACAUACUGGAGAUGGACGUUAUAAAUGUAAGGACUGUGGGAAAGCAUUCAAUUGUCCCAGUUCAUAUCGAAUACAUGAAAGAUCUCACACUGGAGAAAAACCCUACGAAUGUAAACAAUGUGGUAGAGCCUUCAGUUGUUCCAGUUCCUUUCGAACACAUGAAAGAACUCACACUGGAGAGAAACCCUAUCAAUGUAAGGAGUGUGGAAAAGCUUUCCAUUGGCUCACGACUUUUCAAGUCCAUGUGAGAACUCACACUGGAGAGAAACCCUAUAUAUGUAAGCUAUGUGGUAAAGCCCUUAGUUGUCCCACUUCCUUUCGAAGACAUGAAAGAACUCACAGUGCCGAGAAACCCUAUGAAUGUAAACAGUGUAGGAAAACCUUCAGUUCUGCUCUAGGUUUGCAAAUACAUGAAAGAACUCACACUGGAGAGAAACCCUAUAAAUGUGAGGAAUGUGGGAAAGCAUUUGUAUCUCUCACAAGCUUUCGAAGACACAUGAUGACUCACACUGGAGAUGGCCCUUAUAAAUGUAAGGAAUGUGGGAAAGCAUUCAACUGUCCCAGUUCAUUUCGAAUACAUGAAAGAACUCACACUGGAGAGAAACCUUAUGAAUGUAAAAUAUGUGGUAAAGCCUUCAGUUGCUCGAGUUAUGUUCAAGUACAUGAAAGAACUCACACUGGAGAGAAACCCUAUGAAUGUAAAGAAUGUGGGAAAGCUUUCAUUUAUCGUACAACCUUUCGAGGUCACAUGAGAGUGCACACUGGAGAAAAACCGUAUAAAUGUGAAGAAUGUGGGAAAGCCUUUAGUCGACCCAGUUCAUUUAGAAGCCAUGAAAGAAUUCACACUGGAGAGAAACUUCUUCACUGUAAGCAUUGUGGGAAAGCCUUCAAUUGGCCCACAUCCUUACAUAAACAUGUUAUAAGAAUGCACACUGGAUAAAUUAUAACUGAUAAAUACAGGAAGGUUUUCACUCUUUAUAAAUACACUCAAAGUUAUGUGAUAACUCCACUGGAGAGAAAUAGCUAUAAAUGUAAGUUAUAUGGGAAAGCCAAUGCAAAUUAAUUUAGAUGUAAUACUCCAGAAAAUUAGUGACAUAAAAGAAAUGUUUCAAAGCUAAAAAUAUAUUUUCUUUAUCAGAGACUCAUCCUGAAAUUCAGUCUCUGGACUAUGAAACUGUCUCUGGGCCUAUUACUUUUGCCAAUGAGCAAUUAGUUCAGGCAAUAUUGUAAGUACUCUUUAAGCAACAGAAUACACUUUUAGUAGGUAGUUUUUCUUAAAUAAGCUUAUAAAAUUUUUGUUUUCCCAUUUUAAAGUCUGUUGGAUCCAUGGGUGAGUUGGAAUAUAAUUGUACUACAUACUAGUAGGAUUAAUUUUUAUACAAAAACCUAACCCUGUAAAUUAAGGGAAAUAGUGACACAUUGGAAUUUGUUAGGGUUUUCCUAUUGGCUUAUGUGGCAAGUACUGGAUAUUUCUUACCCAUGAUAAAUAUUCCUUCUCUUAGGAGAAAAGCUUUCUUUGUCUUUCAUCAAAAGAGCCUUACUAAUUUUUCUUACUAAAGGAUAUUUGGCAUAAACUUGUAAAUAUGCAAAGUUUAUUAUCUACACUAAUAAAAGAGAAACAUGCAUAUUGGUGUCACUCUGCUACAUCCACCAGCCAAUCAGAUGACUAUGCAAAUUAGCCCAACAAAG
Molecule: messenger RNA, 2724 nt
Organism: Myotis myotis
Lineage: Eukaryota; Metazoa; Chordata; Mammalia; Chiroptera; Vespertilionidae
Product: zinc finger protein 791-like
Exons: 4
Coding region: 140-1975 (611 amino acids)
Biological process (GO): regulation of transcription by RNA polymerase II
Molecular function (GO): DNA-binding transcription factor activity, RNA polymerase II-specific; RNA polymerase II cis-regulatory region sequence-specific DNA binding
Source: RefSeq, a predicted model, not a curated record